AUGGUGGCCGAAUACGAGGCCAAUAGUUUGGAGAUGGCGAAGAUGGCUUUGGAUAGGGCCUAUUGUUGCAACUAUGGAGAAGGUGUGGCUGCUUGCUCCUUGCUCGUUACGCGCAGAGCGCAGACAGAGCUCUUCCUGGGGGCAUCCGUGGCUUUGGAGAUGGGACCCUUGCAGCCAGGCGCGUUGUCUCCGCUUUGUGUGGCACUGGUCGCCUUAUCCAGCCAUGGUGGAUCUGCCGAGGACAUAAAGCAGGUGGACUGGGUCGCAGGACCACGUGCCGAGGUGGCAGCCUUGCAAAGACUGGAUGAGAAACUUCUCGCAGAACUGGCACCAGCAAGCACCUUUCACUUCUCCAAGGCAUAG
Molecule: messenger RNA, 363 nt
Organism: Durusdinium trenchii
Lineage: Eukaryota; Dinophyceae; Suessiales; Symbiodiniaceae
Source: the annotation of a GenBank genome assembly